CCUUAGCAGUUUCUCUCCAAACAAAUUCCAGUUCAAGACACCUGAGAGCUCCACAGCAGGGCAGCAUCCCCAGAGCGCAGCAGGGCAGGGGUUAGGGGGAGCAGUCGGUAGCAGCACCUGCCCCUCGUACGGCAGGAGCGAGAAGUGCCAGCCUCUCUGCACAGAGCAGCAGCGUUCAGCAUGGGCCAGACGUGCUGCGGUGAUGGGAUACUACUGCCAGAAGGGUCUUCCCAGUUGUCCUACGUAAGCUCUUCAUGUAAAGAAAGGAGCUGGUGCAGAGAUGCUGCCUACAAUAUAUACCAGUGGAAGAGAACAAACAGCAUAUGCUGCCCAGAAUAUUACAGAUAAUCGGCUUGGUGAUCCUGUGCAUUGGCAUCUAUGCAGAAGUGGAAAGACAGAAACAUAGAACCUUGGAAGGGAUCUUCCUAGCUCCAGCUGUGGUUCUCCUUCUGCUGGGCAUCACAAUGUUUGCUGUUUCCUUUAUUGGAAUGGUUGGGUCCCUCAGAGACAACAGGACACUGCUGAAGACGUUUUUCUGGGUUCUUCUGGUGAUCUUCAUCACUGAGGUGCUGUUGAUAUUCAUUGAAAUAAUCUUCGAAAACAAGAUGAAUGCAGUUUUCCAUUCCAACAUCCAAGAGGGGAUUAGGCAUUAUUAUGAUGACCUGGAUUUCAAGAACAUUUUGGAUUUUGUACAAGAAAAGUUCUCUUGUUGUGGAAGUGAUGAAUAUAAAGACUGGAACGUCAAUCAGUACCAUUCAUGCAACGGCAGUGGUCCUCUGGCUUGCGGGGUUCCAUACACUUGCUGUAUCAAGAAGGUCCCUGGAGAAGUCAUCAACACUCUGUGUGGAUACAAGACCCUUGAAAAAGAGCGACUGCAACUGGUUGAUGUGAUCCAUGUGCGAGGCUGUAUCCAUGCAGUUGGCCUGUGGUUUAAAGACAACUUUGAAGUCACUUUUGGGAUAGUUUGUUCCUUGCUGCUUCCACAGGUACUUGGCCUGGUUAUGGCCUGGUUAUAUUGGCGAAAGCUUGACGACAUAUACUGCAGACUGGACACUGUUGAUUUCAAGGCACUUGAGGUGAUAGACUUCAAAGCAGUGGACUUCACAGGUGCUGGCUGGUGCUUGUGUUUUCCCAGAGAAGGAGGCUACAUUCCCGUCAAUGUCACAGAUGAUGACGAUGAUGAAGAGGUUAUCGGUCAAAGUAAAGUGUGAAGAGGUUCCGGUAUCCUCAACGUGGCAGUUCAGAGCAUAGCGCACCUGAAGGCUCAGACUAGAGAAUGUGUGAUGGACCUUAAGUAGGGAAAUAACUAGACAUCACACCCACUCGUGCUUCAUCCUCAAAUUCAUGGGAUAUCUUAACAGGAAUUCUAAAAUAACUUAACAUGGAUACAUGAGUAAGAAUCAGCACACCCUGAAGGCACACAAAAGUGCCAUAGUUUACAUGCACUGUCUUGGCAACCCCAAGUAUUUGUAUAUAUCUCCCUUUUACAAAAUAAAUGUAACUUUUUCUUUAAUCUUA
Messenger RNA from Malaclemys terrapin pileata, 1518 nucleotides. RefSeq names its product tetraspanin-15-like. The record is from RefSeq and is a predicted model, not a curated record. The transcript is spliced from 10 exons. Gene Ontology annotation, cellular component: membrane. NCBI's taxonomy places the organism in Eukaryota, Metazoa, Chordata, Testudines, Emydidae. The coding region runs from base 324 to 1211 and encodes 295 amino acids.